This is a messenger RNA of Mesoplodon densirostris (Blainville's beaked whale), 3374 nucleotides long. RefSeq names its product succinate dehydrogenase complex flavoprotein subunit A (gene SDHA). Gene Ontology annotation, molecular function: flavin adenine dinucleotide binding; succinate dehydrogenase (quinone) activity; electron transfer activity. Gene Ontology annotation, biological process: mitochondrial electron transport, succinate to ubiquinone; tricarboxylic acid cycle. The record is from RefSeq and is a predicted model, not a curated record. The transcript is spliced from 15 exons. The coding region runs from base 45 to 2039 and encodes 664 amino acids. Lineage: Eukaryota; Metazoa; Chordata; Mammalia; Artiodactyla; Ziphiidae.
CAGUCUGCGCGAGGGGACUGGCGGGACGGUGGCGGAGGGCAGACAUGUCGGGGAUCGGAGUUGUGUCGCGGCUGUUGCGCUCCCGGCGCCUAGCGCUGACCUGGGCGCGGCCAGCAGCGUUGCAGACAGCAGCCCGCGGUUUUCACUUCACCGUUGAUGGCAGUAAGAGGUCGUCCGCUAAAGUUUCAGAUGCAAUUUCUAUGCAGUACCCAGUAGUGGAUCAUGAAUUCGAUGCGGUGGUGGUCGGCGCCGGAGGGGCAGGCCUGCGAGCUGCAUUUGGCCUUUCUGAAGCAGGGUUUAACACGGCCUGCGUCACAAAGCUCUUUCCCACCAGGUCACACACUGUCGCAGCCCAGGGAGGGAUCAACGCCGCCCUGGGGAACAUGGAGGAGGACAACUGGAGGUGGCACUUCUACGACACUGUGAAGGGCUCCGACUGGCUGGGGGACCAGGAUGCCAUCCACUACAUGACGGAGCACGCCCCGGCCUCCGUGGUAGAGCUGGAGAAUUACGGCAUGCCGUUUAGCAGAACGGAAGAUGGGAAGAUCUACCAGCGUGCCUUUGGUGGCCAGAGCCUCAAGUUUGGGAAAGGCGGGCAGGCCCAUCGGUGCUGCUGCGUGGCCGACCGCACUGGCCACUCGCUGCUGCACACUUUGUAUGGAAGGUCUCUGCGAUAUGAUACCAGCUAUUUUGUGGAGUAUUUUGCCUUGGAUCUCCUGAUGGAGAACGGGGAGUGCCGAGGCGUUAUUGCUCUGUGCAUAGAAGACGGGUCCAUCCACCGCAUCAGAGCAAAGAACACCGUUGUAGCUACUGGAGGCUAUGGGCGCACCUACUUCAGCUGCACGUCCGCCCACACCAGCACCGGGGACGGCACUGCCAUGAUCACCAGGGCAGGCCUUCCCUGCCAGGACCUGGAGUUUGUUCAGUUCCACCCCACAGGCAUAUACGGCGCUGGCUGUCUCAUCACGGAGGGGUGCCGUGGAGAGGGAGGCAUCCUUGUCAACAGCCAAGGCGAGAGGUUCAUGGAGCGCUACGCUCCUGUCGCGAAGGACCUGGCGUCCAGGGACGUCGUAUCCCGCUCCAUGACCCUGGAGAUCCGUGAAGGAAGAGGCUGUGGCCCUGAGAAGGAUCACGUGUACCUGCAGCUGCACCACCUCCCCCCUGAACAGCUGGCUAUGCGCCUGCCUGGCAUCUCGGAGACAGCCAUGAUCUUCGCGGGUGUGGACGUCACCAAGGAGCCGAUCCCCGUGCUUCCCACCGUGCACUACAACAUGGGUGGCAUCCCCACCAACUACAAAGGGCAGGUUCUGAAGCACGUGGACGGCCAGGACCAGGUCGUGCCCGGCCUGUACGCGUGUGGGGAGGCUGCCUGCGCCUCGGUGCACGGCGCCAACCGGCUGGGGGCGAACUCGCUCCUGGACCUGGUUGUCUUCGGCCGGGCGUGCGCGCGGAGCAUCGCGGAGUCCUGCAGGCCCGGAGAUAAAGUUCCCAUGAUUAAACCAAAUGCUGGGGAAGAAUCUGUCAUGAAUCUUGACAAAUUGAGAUUUGCCAAUGGAAGCAUAAGAACAUCGGAACUACGGCUGAACAUGCAGAAGUCGAUGCAAAGUCAUGCCGCAGUGUUUCGUGUGGGAAGCGUAUUACAGGAAGGCUGUGAGAAGAUCAGCAAGCUCUAUGGCGAUCUAAAGCAUCUGAAGACGUUUGACAGGGGAAUGGUCUGGAACACUGACCUGGUGGAGACCCUGGAGCUGCAGAACCUGAUGCUUUGUGCCCUGCAGACCAUUUACGGAGCAGAGGCCCGGAAGGAGUCUCGCGGCGCUCAUGCCAGGGAGGAUUUCAAGGAGCGGGUUGACGAGUACGAUUACUCCAAGCCCAUCCAGGGGCAGCACAGGAAGCCAUUUGAGGAGCACUGGAGGAAGCACACGCUCUCCUCCGUGGACAUCAGGACUGGGAAGGUCUCCCUGGAGUACAGACCCGUAAUCGACAGAACUUUGAACGAGGCUGACUGCGCCACUGUCCCCCCAGCCACCCGCUCCUACUGAGGGGACCGGAGUUUACCAGCUCUUGUAAUUAUGUACAGUAACUCAUGCACGUGUUCAUACUGUAACUGCCCUCUUAAACUGUCCUCGAGUGACUGAGGAUGCCACUUGACAGAGAUUCCUACCAGAGGCCAGCAGCUUGCCAGUAAUCAACAGCCAGGAAGUGUUCGGCUUGCCUUUGUCCCUGCUUCAUUCUUGAGAAAUAAUAAAACGGCGCAAUUCUUAGAUGAAACAUAAGUUAUAAACUUGCGUUUAUUUCCAAGUUCCUUUAAAAUCAUACUGUUUGACCUGAGGCAUAUUUGUUGACCUGAAAUAUAAAACGUGACUAUCUUUUUAUUCUGUUGCAUCAACAUCCAGAAAUUUUGCUGCAAUGUAUGUUUAAGUGAAAAUGCAUUUUGGUGCCUGACAGCAAAUGAAGAAAACAAACGUUUCCUCCUACUUCUUAGGAAGCAAAUGGUUUAAUGUGUGAACGUGUGUCCUGAAGUAUUUAAAUGACCGAAUACUAAAUGAAACUGAUGUGGGUGCAAAUGGGUUUCUUCCUUUUCCACCUCCAUGCAGAUGCUGCUUGGGGCCACCUUCCAAGUUCUUGUCUCAGGGUCGGCUUCUGUAGAAUCCAGUCCGAAGCAAUUGAGUUCAUUCAUUUCAGAUUCUAUUUUUCUAGUUUAGGGAUUGCCUUUAAAAAUUUAAAGUUUGUAACUAUGUAAAGCAUUGACAUGAUUUCAAAGCCUGUUGUGUUCAGAGCUCAGCUCCGUAACUGUCCCUCAUGCUCCCCUCUCUCUCCUCUGCAGGACCCACUGUUGUUUUUCUUUCUAGUCGGUGUCCUAAGAAAACAGAAAGCAAGUAUGUAUUUCUGUUGUGUUAGACAGACGGCCCUGCCCCUUGCCUGCAUAUCCUGGAGGUCCUUCCUAAUCACUCGUCCUACGGCCGAGUCCUCCUCCACUGCAUGAGCGUACCUUGUCCCCUGGCAGGACAUUUGUGUUGAUGCCACAGUGAGUAACUGUGAAGUCAUUUUCUUAGCCAGUUUCUUAGAAGUGGAUUUCUAGAAGUAGGGUUGCUGGGUCAGAGGGCAAAUGCACUUGUCGUUUUGUUAGAUGCUGGUAAGUUCUCUUCAAAAGGGCUGUGACAUUCUGCAUUCCCACCACAGUGUCUCAGUCCCUGUUUCCCACAGCUUUGCAGAGAAAGUAUGAUGGUAAGCUUUUGGAUGUUUACCAAUCCAAACAACAAUGGCCAUAUCUGAUUGAAACAGAUGGAAUAUAUUAAAAACUGAAUUCAUAAUGAUAGUUUUAGAAAGCCAAAAUAACCGAACAAGAAAUACAAUUGGUCACUCUUGAAAGUAAC